Messenger RNA from Sciurus carolinensis (gray squirrel), 1474 nucleotides. It is a transcript of the gene Ptx4, whose product is annotated as pentraxin 4. The record is from RefSeq and is a predicted model, not a curated record. Bases 1 to 1449 code for a protein of 482 amino acids. Lineage: Eukaryota; Metazoa; Chordata; Mammalia; Rodentia; Sciuridae. The transcript has 3 exons.
AUGGGUUCACCAGGGAGGAGGACCCUGUCUUUCCUCCUGGUUUUGGUGCCCAUGUAUCUACACGGGGCUUCACUGCAGGAAGCUGGACCAGCAGGGCAAAGAAAACCAUUUUUUGAGAGGCUCCGUAGGCUAGAAGAGCAGUUCCGGAGGUUCCAAGAGGUGACCUUAACACACCUACAGGGCAUUGCCAGCAACUACAAUGUGUCCCAAGACAUCGAUGCCCGGUUCCAAAGCCUAGCAGAGGAGAGCCAGGCUGUGGCUCUGACAGUCAACAGGUCACAGGCCACCAUCCAGGGGGACCUGGCCCACCUGAAGACCUGGGUACAGAAGACCCAGCGCCGAAGCCGGAAGGUGGACAUGCGACUGCAGGCCUUGAACCUGGCCCUGAGUGAGAAAAACAGGCAGUGGGUGCAGGCUGGGAAGGAGCAGAGGGCGCAGAGGGACGUCAUCUCGGGCCUGGCCCUGGACACGCGGGCCCUGCAGGAUGCGCUGGUCCAGCUGACACACCAGGUUCACAGCCAGGGUGCCAGGCUGGCUGUUCUCGAGCGGCAAUUGCAGAUGGCCAACCUUGGCACUGCAGCCCCAGGGCUGACCCCAGCCCCAGCUCCAGCUCAGCCUGUGCAGCCAGGCCCACUGAUGCUGCUGAGGGACAGGCAGGUGCUCACUCCUUCACCCAAACAUAGGAGUCCCCCCGAGGACUUCGCUGCCCAUCUCCACGGGACACAGAAGCUCCCAGCCCCAAGCAGCCAUUGGGAACCUGGUGGGCCUGCUACAGUCCCACGGGACCCUGCUCAAGGACCAGAAGAAGUUUGCAGCCUGGGUCCUGUGUUCAUAUUCCCGGAUGCCUCCCCUGAGAAUGUGAUCUUCCUCAACCCCAGCUUCCUCACGGCCCUACGAGCUCUGUCCUUCUGCAGCUGGGUCCGCAUAUCCUCUGGCCACGUGGGCACCCUCCUGUCCUAUGCCACCGAAGAGAAUGACAACAAGCUGGUACUGCAUGGCCGAGACUCACUGGCCCCCGGGUCCCUCCAUUUUGUGAUUGGAGACCCAGCCUUCAGGGAGCUGCCUCUUCAGCUGCUGCUGGAUGGCCAGUGGCACCACAUUUGUAUAAUCUGGACAUCUGUCCUGGGCAAGUACUGGCUCUAUGUGGACCGCAGGCUAGUGGCCACUGGCUCCCGCUUCAGGGAGGGCUAUGAGAUCCCUCCUGGAGGGUCCCUUGUGCUGGGCCAGGAGCAAGACAGUGUUGGUGGAGGGUUUGACAGCUCUGAGGCCUUCGUGGGGAGCAUGUCUGGCUUGGCCAUCUGGGACCGAGCCCUGGUCCCUGGGGAGGUUGCAAACCUCGCCACUGGGAAGGAGCUCCCGACUGGUGCCAUCCUGACCCUGGCCAACGCCUCAUGGGUAGGUGGGCUUGUGCAGAGGGCCGACUGUACCUGCCUGGAGCACUGUCCCUGAGGCCACGCCCUGCAGGGACUGUGGU